Messenger RNA from Mytilus trossulus (common blue mussel), 1201 nucleotides. Its product is annotated as RAB7A-interacting MON1-CCZ1 complex subunit 1-like. NCBI's taxonomy places the organism in Eukaryota, Metazoa, Mollusca, Bivalvia, Mytilida, Mytilidae. The record is from RefSeq and is a predicted model, not a curated record. Bases 162 to 938 code for a protein of 258 amino acids. The transcript has 7 exons. Gene Ontology annotation, biological process: mitophagy.
UUCAUCCGCCAUGUUGUAAACAAAGCUAUCCCGCACUUAGUAAUCUCAAUACUUGAAAAACGAUUGGAUAAAAUAUUUUUUGAUGUUGAAAAAAACUAAAACAAUUACGGAAAGGAAACGCCACUCCGUAAUAGAGGGGAGUAGAAGUAGCUGGUGGUAAGAUGACAACACAUAUCACAGAACGAUUGAAUCAAAUACACAAACUUUGUGAGAAAGAAUUGAUAUCAAAUGAUGAUAAUGUGUUGAAGCAAUUGAAGGACCAAUGUACCCGGUACAUUGAUGUUUGUAAAAAAACACCAAGUGAAGAGAGUUUGAUUGAGCUUCUGAAACAAUAUGCUCAGAUUGUUCUAGAUUACACUUACAUUGAUGAAACCAAACUUGUAGAAGAACUAUUUCCACAAGACACUUGUAAAGAAAGGAUACACACCAUAUUUGUUUGGAUAGAUACAAUAGAAGAACUUGUAAAGAAAUGUCUCCCAGAAACAUCAAUGGUAGACUGUUUGGGACAUGAAUUAGUGGAGUGUAUUAAUUGGAGGAAGGGUGCUUUGUUAUAUAUGUUAUGCAGUACAAUCAAAGGUGAUAAUAACAGAGAAGACCAGAUAAAUGAUGAAUUUUAUGUGAAUGUAAAGCAGGGUAUAGAGAACUUACAGCAGAUGUUAACAGGUCGUACCAAUACUUCUGAAUGGGAGGGUGAUCAGGAUGCUGUUAACUUAGUAAACAUGGGUAUAUACAGUGACACACACUUACUAAGUAUGAUGUAUGCUGGGGAAAUGUGUUAUUGGUUAUGUAACAAACCAGGACAAAGCACUUCUGACUUUAAUCCAAAGGUUAUAGGACAAGAUUUACUAUCAAAAUAUAUUGCAUGUGCAAAAAUGCCAGUUAUGCAUGGAUGGUCAACAGAUAAAGCCGAAGAAUUUCUAAAAGUUAUGUCAUCAUGAGUUGAAUACAUAUUUUUAACUUUAGAUUUUAACUGUGUUUGUGAGAAAAAAAAGUAAUUGAUUUGGUGAAGUAUGGUGGUCAGACAGGCAAUGGGUGGGCAACAGGCUGGCCAGCAGUGCUAACUGUUUCUGUGCAAUAACUUUUGAACUGUACAACCAAUGCUUUUCAAAAUUUAGUAUGAUUAUACUAAAAACUUUUAUUGAGAAAAUUGUAUGUCAAAAUAAAUAAAAAGUCGCAAAAAAUAAAAGUUGUAAAUGGUAGA